AUGCAAUAUAGCGUGAAGUCUCAGAUAACACUUAAGCUACCGAAACUUCCUCCUCAUAUUCGCAUGCUUGCUAACAGGAAAAUCUGCCAGAUUGUCACUGCGAUGCAAAUUCUCUACCCCUCCCCAACCGAUCAACAGUGUAUUCGACCAGAAUCCGCUCGUCCCCACAGGCAAAUCCCCGCAGGAUGCCCACCACAUCGCACCACCCCAACCCAGCUCACCAAUAUAGACCCCACACUCUGGAAUUAUGAAAUCAGUUUGCAAACUAUGAAUGGAUUUCUCUCGUCAGUUACAGGAGCAUUUUUGAUAACUACUCCUCCAGCUCUGGCUCUGGUUCUGAAAAUCUAUCUGUGCUAA
This is a messenger RNA of Paracoccidioides brasiliensis Pb18, 357 nucleotides long. RefSeq lists its product as uncharacterized. The transcript is spliced from 2 exons. The coding region runs from base 1 to 357 and encodes 118 amino acids. The record is from RefSeq and is a predicted model, not a curated record.